AUGGGAAUUGAGGCCGAAUUGGAGGUUCCGGAGCAUGGUCUCCAGAGGACGCUGAAGGAUCUCUUUGCGGGCGCAGUUGGUGGUGUAGCACAGGUGCUCAUUGGACAACCGUUUGAUAUCGUCAAAGUCAGGUUACAGACGACAUCGCAAUAUUCAGGCGCCCUGGAUGCUGCUACCAAGAUCUACAAGAACGAGGGAGGCCUCGCCUUUUAUAAGGGUACCUUGACGCCGUUGAUCGGCAUCGGCGCCUGCGUGUCAGUCCAGUUCGGCGGAUUCCAUUACGCUCGUCGCGCAUUUGAGGCGCGGAACCUCGAAAAGACUGGCUCCGGUGAUUUGAGCUACUCACAGUACUACACAGCGGGUGCGUUUGCAGGGAUAACGAACACAGUACUGUCAAGCCCCAUCGAGCACAUCCGCAUCCGUCUGCAGACACAGCCUCAUGGUGCAGCUCGUCUCUACAACGGCCCCAUCGACUGCAUCAAGAAACUCACAAGCCACGAAGGUAUCCGGGGUGUCUACCGCGGAACAGCUGUGACUUUCUUGCGUGAAGCAAAUGCAUAUGGCGCCUGGUUCGCAGCCUUUGAGUACAUGAUGAACAAGGAUGCGGAGCGUAACAACAUCAAGCGGGCCGAGAUUAGCACGCUCAAGGUGGCUCUGUAUGGCGGUCUAGCAGGCGAGGCACUCUGGCUCUGGAGCUACCCCUUCGACGUUAUCAAGAGCAAGAUGCAAACGGAUGGGUUUGGCGAAACGCAAAAGUACAAGAACAUGCGCGAUUGCUUUGCUCAGACAUUCAAGGCGGAAGGCCUCGGUGGCUUCUGGAGAGGCAUUGGCCCUACGCUCUUGAGGGCCAUGCCUGUUAGCGCAGGAACGUUCGCGACGGUCGAACUUACUAUGAGACUUAUCAACUAG
Molecule: messenger RNA, 909 nt
Organism: Didymosphaeria variabile
Lineage: Eukaryota; Fungi; Ascomycota; Dothideomycetes; Pleosporales; Didymosphaeriaceae
Gene: YMC1
Product: carrier protein ymc1
Exons: 3
Coding region: 1-909 (302 amino acids)
Biological process (GO): mitochondrial L-ornithine transmembrane transport
Molecular function (GO): L-ornithine transmembrane transporter activity
Source: RefSeq, a predicted model, not a curated record